Messenger RNA from Kogia breviceps (pygmy sperm whale), 1054 nucleotides. RefSeq names its product centromere protein W (gene CENPW). Lineage: Eukaryota; Metazoa; Chordata; Mammalia; Artiodactyla; Physeteridae. Gene Ontology annotation, biological process: mitotic cell cycle; chromosome segregation; kinetochore assembly. Gene Ontology annotation, molecular function: DNA binding; protein heterodimerization activity. Gene Ontology annotation, cellular component: kinetochore; nucleoplasm. The record is from RefSeq and is a predicted model, not a curated record.
GGCGGAUUCAAACGUUCCGGCCUGCUCUCAGGGCCUGUAGAAGCGUCGGAGUCGCGGUUCUCGGUGUCCCCGCGGGCGUGAGCUGCAGUGCGGCGCAGGGAGGACCUAGGAAUUUCAGGCGGCUGGUGCCCGAGCCGGAGGGAGAAGAUGGCGCUUUCGACCACAGUCUCGCAGAGGAAGCUGAUAAAGCGGAAGGCUCCCCGCGGUUUUUUAAAGCGCGUCUUGAAGCAACGGAAGCCUCACCUCCGUCUGGAGACAAAUAGCGACCUACUGGUGCAUCUGAAUUGUUUACUCUUUGUUCAUCGAUUAGCAGAAGAGGCUCGGACAAAUGCUUGUGAGAAUAAGUGUGGAGUCAUUAAAAAGGAGCAUGUACUGGCUGCAGCAAAGGUAAUUCUAAAGAAGAGCAGAGGUUAGAAGUCAAAGAACACAUUUUUGAAAAUUAUAUGAUGUAUUAUUUUAGGUGGUAACAGAUCGUGAAAGCACGUUUUAUAUAGCAGUUAAUAUUGUGUAUUAAAAUAUUGGCUAGCUGAAGGAUGUGUGUGUUUGUAUGUUUUUUACUGGUAUUGAAAUGUCUCAAGUAUACACAUAGAGCUAUAUAAGCUUUGUUUUUGAGGAAUUGUUUCAUUAUAAGUGGCCUUUAGUUCAUUCGGCUUCUCUUUUUGUUGGUAUUGCAGAUGUUUUACAUAUCAAAAAUGAAAUCUUAGCGUGUGAAGUAGCUUGAAGAGAUGUAUUUCUUAGAAUUAAGUUUAUAAGUGUUUAGAUUUAGCCACAGUUAACUAUGGAAUCAAUUUACUCUCUGAAGGAAGACAAUGUGCAGUCAAAUCUAGGUGUAUUUUAAAUAUUUUAACUGUUUAACGCCUUUGCAUAAGCAAUGCAGUCUACUUUUAUUUAGGUCAAUAGUGUAAUAAUACAAUUUCUCAACUGUAAACACCAGCAGGGUGUUUUCAAAAACCUAUUUCCCUCCAAAACCAAAAAAAAAAAAUUACAGAGCAAAUUGACUUAUGUUCUUCAAGUCACACAGAUUUAAUAGAUGGGUUUUGUUUCCCCCCAAGAA